AUGGAUCAAACAUCGUGGCUAGAUCUCUCAGCUGAUGGCGAUACACCAACCUCGCCAUCGCCACCACAAUCUCCUCCAAGCAGCCCAUCCAAACUCACGCGAUCAAAAUCCAUCAUCGAGCGCGUCGCCAGCAGGGCCUCCGAGUACUCCAUAUCCCCCAACAAUUCGCGCAGUGAAGACCAGCUCGUCGGUCGCUCUGGUCUCCCGCCCUGGGAUCGAACCGUAGACAUUGUCUACCACAAAUACAAGCAUGGAGAUGCCAAACCCGACAAAAGCAAGACAUUUCCUGAGCACGUUCGCCGCCUUAUCCUGGAGAAUCUCGUCGCGUCUUUUGAGGUUUUGGGAUCCAAGCCCAUUAGCCUCAACAGGUUCAACUGGGACCAAGACUGCUGGGAACCUUCGGACUUCAUCCCUCUUGGCGAAGUUCUUGCGACUUUCCGCCCUUACUUGAGCGUCUCAUUCGAUUUCUAUGCCACUAUUUUCGUUGCAAUCUUGUCGGAGAAUUAUUUUCACGUUACUUUCUCGCCCUUCAUCGCCCAGAGACUCAAUCCUUUGGCCACCACAUGGCUUAACAAGUACGGCAUCUUCAUCAAGUCUCUCAUUAUUGAGGUCGAUUUAUCCCGUCUAGGUCUUGGUCCUGCACCUCAAGCCAUCGAUUUGUUUCCUAGUACUGGACAUCUGCAAGGUCUGCUUUUAGACUUUAGUUUGUCUCAGCUCGAAAGAGCUCCAGAAGCUCCCCUCGAGACUCUAAUCCUUGCGUGCCGUCGUUUUCACGGCCAAAGAGAGGACAUUCCUGAUCCACCCGAAGACAUCUCUGAGAGUAAAAUCUCUGUCAGAGCUAGUUCUGCAAGCCCUCAAAAUCAGUACUCGUCCGCAGAAAGUUCCGGCAGGCAGUCUUCUUGUGACAUUUCCGAGAGAACCGUUCGAGUCGUAUCUCCAGCCCCAGAAGACUUCUUUGAGCAAAGCGAGCUUGACUUCGAGUACGAUGACGAAGAAGAAGAAGAACAAGAUGACGAUGAUGAACAUACAAACUUGGACGAAGACUCAGACGACGGCUACGUAGUCAACAUGUCCUUCGAAAGCAGCGAGGACUCCUCCGACUCCUUCUCCAGCUCCGACUCAUCCUCAAAUCCCGACACAAGUCUAGCUCUCCCGCCAUCCAUCCAAGAAGAAGACUUUUCAUACUGCCCCGACAAACAUCUCUCUAUAUGCAAUCACCUCAUCCGCCUGCGUAGCAAGGUCACUUCCCUCCGCAUCGCCGGUUUCAGCGAGGCGUAUUCACACGCUUUCCUCGCCACCCUGUUCCCCGAGGCGAAAUUCCUUCCUCUACCACGACACUCCUACCGUGUUGCGCCUUCUACCUUCUGGCCUCGUCUUCGCGGCCAGAAAUCUUGGGCCGACGCCGGUCAAGGAACUCUCGUACUGGAUGACCACGAGGUCAUACCAGAGCCAUGCACCUUUCCCGAGGGUCCUUUUCAGCUACCACCACCAAUCGUCUAUAAAUCAAGCAUUAAAUCGUUCCCAAUGGGCCUUGAGACGGUAACUCGCCCAAGGAACAAUACCGUCAGCUUAGGCUCGAGCUUGCCGUCUCAGAAAAGUUUGGAAAGCAACGGAGAGGCAAACACUUCGAAAAGCUCGCGAUCCAGCUAUGAGAAGUCCAAGGUGCAAAAGCUUUUGGAGAGAUGCAAGGAAAAGUCGAGACGCAGGCCAAGGCCAACAUCGGCACCUUGA
Trichoderma breve is the source of this 1731-nucleotide messenger RNA. RefSeq lists its product as uncharacterized. NCBI's taxonomy places the organism in Eukaryota, Fungi, Ascomycota, Sordariomycetes, Hypocreales, Hypocreaceae. The transcript is spliced from 3 exons. The record is from RefSeq and is a predicted model, not a curated record. Bases 1 to 1731 code for a protein of 576 amino acids.